UUAACAAUCUCUCAAGAUUAAAAAAAAAAGUUCUGUCAUUUUCUGAAGGAAAAAAAUCAGGAAAGAAAGGAAAUGGAAAGCCCAAAUAAAGGAAAGAAAAAGAAUUCUUCUGAUAACAACAGUGACCCUAAGCUGCCAUCGAUCAAGAUUCACCUCCCGUCCUCUCCUCGCCACUCGACCUACGCCGCCUCUUCCCCCACCCCCGUCGCUGGUGCACGCCGUAAGAUCGGCGUGGCCGUCGAUCUAUCUGAAGAAUCGGCUUACGCCGUUCGUUGGACCGUUCAGAACUACCUCCGACCAGGCGAUGCUGUCAUCCUCCUCCACGUGUCACCGACCUCUGUACUCUACGGAGCUGAUUGGGGCCCAGUUGCCCAGGAACAACAAAGCCCACGAACGCCAGAGACCAAGAAGCAACUGGAAGACGAUUUCGAUGCCUUAACGGCUUCAAAGGCGGCGGAUUUGGCCAAACCCUUGAAGGAAGCUGGGAUUCCCUUUAAGAUUCAUAUAGUGAAAGAUCAUGAUAUGAGGGAAAGAUUGUGCAUUGAGCUGGAGAGGUUGGGGUUGAGUGCUGUUGUAAUGGGGAGUAGAGGGUAUGGAGCUGAGUUAAGAGGGAAUGAUGGGAAAUUGGGAAGUGUCACCGAUUACUGUGUGCAUCAUUGUGUUUGUCCUGUUGUUGUUGUUAGGUAUCCUGACGAGAAAGAUGACGGGAAUAUUCAGCCAGUGACGACAACUAAGGAGGCUAAGGUGGAGGGAAAAGAUGCUUAGCGACUCCUUAGUAAUUGCAGCUUUAUCCUAUUGGUAGCAGAUAGUAAAGAAGGCUAUGAGUCGCUCAGGAUUAGCUCAUAUGAAGGAUCAAGUUAAAAUGGAUCCCUAGGAUUCGCUCUUUCUACUUUCAUCUCCGCUUUGUUGGACUUUUUAUCGGUCAAGUUAUCGUAUGGUCGAUGAGUUUCUAGAUUUCCUUUUAUGGCACUCGAGAUCGCGAUUUACUGAUCCGUGAUGAUAUACAAUACGAUAACCCCCGUGUCAACAUUUGCUCUUAGUUUUAUGUGAUAUUAUGUUCGUUUUGAUGUCAUAGUGCUGGACAGAAACAUGAAAACAUCUCAUGAGCUUCACCUUGAAUUUAAGGGCAUUUCUUUUAUGUAUAAAUCCGG
Messenger RNA from Hibiscus syriacus, 1151 nucleotides. Its product is annotated as universal stress protein PHOS34-like. The transcript has 3 exons. Bases 73 to 765 code for a protein of 230 amino acids. NCBI's taxonomy places the organism in Eukaryota, Viridiplantae, Streptophyta, Magnoliopsida, Malvales, Malvaceae. The record is from RefSeq and is a predicted model, not a curated record.